GGACAAGCCUCCAAGAAAGGAAAUUGGAUUCGAAGGGAGAAAUUGGAACCUUGGUCCUAGCCUCAGCCUGGUUCACAAACCAGAUCCCAGCCCGCACCUUUGAGGGAGAAGCCAGGCUUGAUGGUGCAUACUUUUCAUUUCAGCACUGGAGAGACAGAGCCAAGUGAAUCUCUGAGUUCCAGGCCAGCCAGGGCUACAUGACGGAGUCCGUAGCUAGUGAGACCACCGAGCAGGGCCAGGCCGGGCCCUGCCUGAAAGGACACCAGAGUCCUUCACCGGCCCCUGUGAACCAGAGCCCACCAGGCUGUCCCACUGGCCCCACCAUGACAUCAGAGUCCACAUCACCUCCAGCGGUCCCACCUCUCCACUCUCCCAAGUCUCCUGUCUGGCCCACUUUCCCAUUCCACAGGGAGGGCAGUAGGAUCUGGGAACGGGGUGGGGUCUCUCCUCGGGACCUGCCCAGCCCUCUGCCUACCAAACGAACCAGGACAUAUUCAGCGACAGCCCGAGCCUCGGCUGGCCCUGUGUUCAAGGGCGUCUGUAAACAGUUCUCACGCUCCCAGGGCCAUGGCUUCAUCACCCCUGAGAAUGGCUCAGAGGACAUCUUUGUGCACGUAUCUGACAUCGAGGGGGAAUAUGUGCCUGUGGAAGGCGACGAGGUGACCUACAAGAUGUGUCCCAUUCCACCCAAGAACCAGAAGUUUCAGGCUGUGGAGGUGGUGCUCACCCAGUUGGCCCCCCACACUCCCCACGAGACAUGGUCUGGCCAGGUUGUGGGUUCCUAGGUGGGGGGUGAUCCUUAUGGGGAGGGCAGGCAGCAGCCAGCUCUGCUCCCACUGUGCUGCUGACCAGCCGUUGGGUGUGUGCAUUUGUCUGUUUGUACAUCUUUCUGUGCUUAUGGCUGUGAGUGUGCUUCCAACAACUUCAUACAACUUCCGUGACCCGGACUGUUGUACCAGCCAACCUGGGGUUGGAUGGAAGGGUGGCCACCAGCCCUGCCUUGGCCCGUCUCUCUUUCCUUCAUGCCUUGCCAUGUAUACACAUGACCCUCCUGCCCUCUUGCCCAUUGUCUACCUACUGAGUCCCUGCAAGCCUGUGCCAGGUCAGGUGGAGACCCAGGGAGACCCUCUCCUAUGAGCACCCUCAUCACUGCUGUCCUCAGUCCUUCUCAGUCCCAUGCCUGACCCUGGUCAGACUUUGCUUGUGCUCCUGUCUCCUGCCCUGGGCUGGGGUGUUUGCCAUGGCCUGGAUCCUUCCUCUCAGAAGCCAGGCCUCUGAGUGCUUUGUGGGGGCCUCUAGCUUCACAGGGAGGGGAAGAGGGCAAAACAUGGAGGCUCAUGGCACCCCGUCACAGCCUGGCUCAUCUUCCUGCCCCUACUCUUUCAGUACACUGGACAGGCAGCAAACCGGGCUGUGGGCAGAAAAGGGAACCUGUUUUGUUUUCCAAUUCUGUCUCCUCAGCCUGGCUGAGGCUCUUUUGAGCUCCACAGAGCUGGGUUUCUUCCCCUGGCUUCCUCCUGAGGUGGGGACACAUUCCCCCCAGCUUGGAUGGAAUCAUCUCCCCCACUCUGAUGCACAAACCCCGUGGAUGCUCUGCCCUGUGCUGGUCAUCACAGUGUCUGAGGAUGUGGUGAUGGAUGGAUAUGUGUCUCCUCAGGCAAGGCCAGGUCCAGGCACCCAAAGGACAGCCCAAGGCCUGGGAGACCACUGGCCUUGCAACUCCAACACUGGACCAUCUUCGCAGAGCUGCAAGACAUAGCCCCCAUAGUCUCUUGACAGGCCAGCGGCGGGGUGGCUCUUAUCUUUCCACCCCUCAUGUGUGACUGUCCCUCUUACCUGUGUCCCUUCUAGACAGCCCAGUACCUGUUGGGAGGAUAAGUGGGGUCACAGGCUUAGGGAGGGGCUGCCAGGACAAGAGCCUAAUGGGACCCAGUCUACCAGUAACAUUGGGGCUCAGAUAUCCAGGAUGAGGGGGUCAGUGACUGUCUAGGCAGCUUGGUAGGUAUCCCAGGACCACAGGGUAGAAUCAUUUGGGGUGUCUGUAUCCCAGCUUGUCCUAGUACCCAUUACAGAGGCCAGCAGCCCAAGAGGUGCUGCUAAGAGGUGCUGGCUAGCCCUUCCAAACACUAGGAAGGGGCUGCCUGUCUGACGCUCCACUGUGAGUUAGGCUUCUCCAACAAGGCCUGUCCCUGAGAAGCAGAACUACAGGAUUCCUGCCCCUUGACAGGGAGCUUGGUACAGGUGGACCCUGGGGCCACCCAGCCUUCUCUCCUGUGAGCAGGUCCUUCUCAGGCAUUGGCCUGGGGCCUCCUGGGUGGCCAAGGACAGCAGACUUCCUCCCCACUCUUGGGCCUACAGUGCCCAGGCAGAAACCUUUCCAGACCCCAGCCACGGACCCCCCAAUCCCUCCUGGACCCCCUAUCCCUCCUAACACUGGCAAUAAAUUCAACUGUGACCCA
Molecule: messenger RNA, 2459 nt
Organism: Nannospalax galili (Upper Galilee mountains blind mole rat)
Lineage: Eukaryota; Metazoa; Chordata; Mammalia; Rodentia; Spalacidae
Gene: Csdc2
Product: cold shock domain containing C2
Exons: 5
Coding region: 198-785 (195 amino acids)
Biological process (GO): regulation of mRNA stability
Cellular component (GO): cytoplasm
Molecular function (GO): mRNA 3'-UTR binding
Source: RefSeq, a predicted model, not a curated record